Octodon degus (degu) is the source of this 2944-nucleotide messenger RNA. RefSeq names its product heterogeneous nuclear ribonucleoprotein U like 2 (gene Hnrnpul2). The record is from RefSeq and is a predicted model, not a curated record. NCBI's taxonomy places the organism in Eukaryota, Metazoa, Chordata, Mammalia, Rodentia, Octodontidae. Gene Ontology annotation, cellular component: membrane. Gene Ontology annotation, molecular function: protein binding. The transcript is spliced from 17 exons. The coding region runs from base 1 to 2472 and encodes 823 amino acids.
AUGGAGCGGAGGCGCAGGGACUGGGACGCCGAGCUCGCCAGCACCCGCCCCUUCCUGCCUCGGCGGAACCCGAGCCCGGAAGUCUCCUUCGGACUGCAGCUCCGCGCGCUGCGCAAGGCCGAGCUGUCCGGCCUCUGCCAGUGGGGCGCCGCCAGUCACUCCUGGAGGAACGAUCCACCCGCAGGACUGCCUAGCCAAUUGGAAAAAUCCGGCCCCUCAAGGCGGACCAAUCAGCGCGCUGCCGCCUGCACAGAACGUUGCGGCGACCGCACGCCUUAUAACACCGGAAGUGAGCGAGACAGGGGAAAGCGGGAGGCUGGGACGCGCCCGCGCGACGCCUGCGCAGAGGUGCAGGCUGAAGUACGCAAAGCCGGGCGCACACGCUUCCGGACUACGAGGCACUUGAGCCGCAGCCAGGCCGGCCCGUUUGGGCUGUGGUGCGGCUGCGCGGUACAACUCCCGGCUCUGAUUGGCCCGCGCUCCAGGGCAGGGCGGGUGAAGGCGGCCUGGGCUCCGCGCUUCGAGUGCGCGGGCGGGCGGAACCGAGGCGCCGGGAGAGCGCUUGCUUCCUGCUUCGUCGUCCUGAGCUCCGCAGGCCGCGGGGGAGCGCGGGAGGAGGGCAGCGCCGCUGCCUCGCUGCGGAGGCCGGGCGGCGUGAACGGCGGCGAGGAGCCGGACCCGGGUCGGGGCGAAGACGGCGGUGACUGCGGGGACGAGGAGCGGAGCGGAGACGAGGCGGCGGGUGGCGGCCCGGCGGAGGAGCCAGGGGAUGACCAAGACAGUGAGCAGUCAAAGCCCGCAGGCUCGGACGGUGAGCGUCGAGGGGUGAAGAGGCAGCGGGAUGAGAAGGAUGAGCAUGGCCGUGCAUACUACGAGUUUCGAGAGGAGGCUCACCACAGCCGCUCCAAGUCUCCACCACCUCCUGAGGAAGAGGCAAAGGAGGAAGAGGAAGAUCAUACUCUUGUGAACCUGGACACGUACACCUCGGAUCUUCACUUCCAAGUGAGCAAAGACCGAUACGGAGGGCAGCCACUCUUGUCAGAGAAGUUCCCCACCCUCUGGUCUGGGGCAAGGAGCACAUAUGGAGUAACAAAGGGAAAAGUCUGCUUCGAGGCCAAGGUAACCCAGAAUCUUCCAAUGAAAGAAGGCUGCACAGAGGUGUCUCUUUUCCGAGUUGGGUGGUCUGUUGAUUUUUCCCAUCCUCAGCUGGGUGAAGAUGAGCUCUCUUAUGGCUUUGAUGGACGUGGACUCAAGGCAGAGAACAGCCAGUUUGAAGAGUUUGGCCAGGCUUUUGGGGAGAAUGAUGUCAUUGGCUGCUUUGCUAACUUUGAGACUGAAGAAAUAGAACUGUCCUUCUCCAAGAAUGGAGACGAUCUAGGUGUGGCAUUCCGGAUCAGCAAGGACUCCCUGGCAGACCGCGCCCUCCUGCCCCAUGUCCUCUGCAAAAAUUGUGUUGUAGAAUUAAACUUUGGUCAGAAGGAGGAGCCCUUCUUCCCGCCCCCCGAAGAGUUUGUGUUCAUCCAUGCUGUGCCUGUCGAGGAGCGCGUGCGCACUGUGGUCCCACCGAAGACCGGAGAGGAGUGUGAGGUGAUUCUGAUGGUGGGACUGCCUGGAUCUGGAAAGACCCAGUGGGCAUUGAAAUACGCAAAAGAAAACCCUGAGAAAAGAUACAACGUCCUGGGAGCUGAGACUGUGCUCAGUCAGAUGAGAAUGAAGGGGCUCGAGGAGCCAGAGAUGGACCCCAAAAGUCGUGACCUUUUAGUUCAGCAAGCCUCCCAGUGCCUUAGUAAACUGGUCCAGAUUGCUUCUCGGACAAAGAGAAACUUCAUUCUUGAUCAGUGUAACGUGUACAACUCUGGCCAGCGGCGGAAGCUAUUGUUGUUCAAGACUUUCUCGAGGAAGGUGGUGGUGAUCGUCCCUAAUGAGGAAGAUUGGAAGAAGAGGCUGGAGCUGAGGAAGGAAGUGGAGGGAGACGAUGUGCCUGAAUCCAUAAUGCUGGAGAUGAAAGCCAACUUCUCUCUGCCUGAGAAAUGUGACUACAUGGAUGAGGUGACAUAUGGGGAGUUGGAGAAGGAAGAAGCUCACCCCAUUGUCACCAGGUACAAGGAGGAGGCCAGGAAGCUGCUGCCCCCAUCAGAGAAGCGCACUAACCGCCGGAACAACCGGAACAAGCGCAACCGCCAGAACCGAAGCCGGGGCCAAGGCUAUGUGGGCGGGCAGCGCCGAGGCUACGACAACCGGGCCUACGGGCAGCAGUACUGGGGGCAGUCUGGAAACAGAGGGGGCUACCGUAACUUCUAUGACCGCUACCGAGGAGACUAUGACCGUUUCUAUGGACGAGACUACGAGUACAACAGAUACAGAGACUAUUACAGACAGUACAAUCGGGAUUGGCAGAAUUACUACUACCACCACCCGCAGGACAGGGACCGGUACUACAGGAACUACUAUGGUUACCAAGGGUAUCGGUGAAGCCUGUGUGGUCGCCUGUCCACCAUGAAGCUGGAUCUCCUGGGGUGCCAGGCACCCUCCAAAACACAACCAAGGAAAACAGGGGCUGCUGGGAUGGGGCUGAGCUGCCGGGAGGGGCGGUGGGGGGAGGGCGUGCAAGCGGGAGGGGGUGGGAGGGUGGAAACCAACGACAAAACUGUACAUUUUUUUUAAAAGUUUGUUGAAAAGAAUAUUGUCUUAUUCUAUAAAACAUUUCAAACCUAGUUAGAUAUUUGUAAUCCAAAAACAUUUGCGCAGAACUAGGGCUGCCUGUUCUGUACCUGCAGUGGCGAGGGUCACCUCUGACGCUGGCGGCGGGCGGCGACGCAGCAGGCGCGGUGGGAGGAGGAAGGUGCUCUGCGGCAGGUAGGAGCAGGCAGGGCGGGCCAGGGCGCUUGUGACCACCGGGCAGCGAAAUAAACGAUCAGCUCUGGGCGAUCACUUCACCAACUAA